AUGAAUAAAAGGUUCAUGGAGAGCCGUGGUUACACAUUCAGGAGCAGCCUGGGAGAAGGCAUGUUUGGCAAAGUUGCGAGUGCCUACUCAACCCGCCUGAGGAAAAAGGUUGCCAUAAAGGUUAUAGACACAAAAAAGGUGCCUUCCAGUUAGGUGGAAACGUUUCUGUGUCGGGAAAUGGAGAUCAUCAGGACUUUGAACCAUCCCAACAUUGUCAAGACUCUUGAAAUCUUCAAAUGGCACACAAACAAGGUCUAUGUGGUGAUGGAGUUCUGUGUGAAAGGAGACCUCAUGAAGCAUAUCAGAGUCAAGGGGGCCUUAACUGAAAAUUCAGGCUGUAGGCUUUUCACACAGCUGUGCAAUGCACUCCAAUAUCUUCACAACAGUGACGUGGCCCACAGAGACCUUAAAUGUGAAAACAUGCUGCUGGACACACAUUUUAACCUCAAACUGUGUGACUUUGGGUUCAGCAAGAGGCUCACUUACGCAGACGGGCGGAUGAUGCUGAGCAAAACCUUCUGUGGCACCUCGUCCUAUGCAGCACCUGAGAUUGUGAGAAGUUUACCAUACAACCCCAAAGUGUCUGAUGUGUGGAGUUUGGGUGUUGUGCUGUAUAUGAUGCUCCAUGCUUCAAAGCCCUUUGAUGCCACCAACAUAAGGAGGAUGUUGAGAAUGCAAAUUCAGCGUGAUAUCAAAUUCCCCAACAUUCCUUCUGUUUCGUCUGACGCAAAAGACCUCAUCCAAAGGAUUUUGCACCCUAUUGUGGAGCACCGGAUUACAAUCACCGACAUAUUGCAGAGUUCCUGGAUGUUGCGGGAAGGGAAAAUAGAGGACAGUGAGGAGGCCCUCACAUCAAACGCCGGCUCUGGAAAGAAAGGACCCCCAGAUGAAAAGGCCAAAGAGGAAGAGAAACUUCCAAAAGCCAAUUCAGAACCAGGGGAGGAACCAUCAUCUGCUGUCCCAAGACACUGA
Anarrhichthys ocellatus (wolf-eel) is the source of this 972-nucleotide messenger RNA. It is a transcript of the gene tssk6, whose product is annotated as testis-specific serine kinase 6. The transcript has 2 exons. Gene Ontology annotation, molecular function: ATP binding; tau-protein kinase activity. Gene Ontology annotation, biological process: protein phosphorylation; intracellular signal transduction; microtubule cytoskeleton organization. Gene Ontology annotation, cellular component: cytoplasm. NCBI's taxonomy places the organism in Eukaryota, Metazoa, Chordata, Actinopteri, Perciformes, Anarhichadidae. The record is from RefSeq and is a predicted model, not a curated record.